Messenger RNA from Talaromyces proteolyticus, 2325 nucleotides. Its product is annotated as class I alpha-mannosidase. The record is from RefSeq and is a predicted model, not a curated record. Gene Ontology annotation, cellular component: endoplasmic reticulum; Golgi membrane. Bases 263 to 2056 code for a protein of 597 amino acids. Gene Ontology annotation, biological process: carbohydrate metabolic process; N-glycan processing. The transcript has 3 exons. NCBI's taxonomy places the organism in Eukaryota, Fungi, Ascomycota, Eurotiomycetes, Eurotiales, Trichocomaceae. Gene Ontology annotation, molecular function: calcium ion binding; mannosyl-oligosaccharide 1,2-alpha-mannosidase activity.
CUUGCACCUCGCAACCAAACAUUGGAAGCUGAACUGCUGCUGGCCAUCCUUCUCUUACGGCCAGUGCGAGAAAUGACACCUCCAUCUCCAAUGCUUCAUGAUCUCUGUUUCUUCUUGUGAUACUUGAUACCCAUUCUGUUGACUUACUAUCUACUUCCUGCCUGCAGGAUUUCCAGCCUCAAUACCCGUGCCAUUCUCUAUCGCAAGAGCCGUAUUUUGACGCAUCAAUUCGCACACAAUUAGGUUAAGCGACAUCGGUACCAUGCCCCUUGUGCGGCCCUUUGUACGCAAGAGCCUGGUAGUUCCUGCGUUCAUUUUAACUGUCAUUAUCUACAUCACUUUUGACAGCAUCGGGCCGGGCGAAUUUCCCCAAUAUCCCUCUCCUCCUCCUCCAGACUUUCCCAACCAUGGCGUAGGAUCAUCAUUUGGAGAAAGCCAACCUCAUUGGCAGAAUAAGGCCGAGAAAUACCCCGUGGAAUCAUACAUCCAGUUGCCGACCAAUAAGCCGGGGAAAAUCCCCAAAAUCCAAUAUGACUUCCCCGCCAAAGAGGCGCCGAUCGACCGGAAAAGACGACUUGAAAGACAAGCCGCCGUGCAAGAAGCGUUCACGCAUGCAUGGGGAGGAUACAAAUCACAUGCGUGGUUAAAGGACGAAGUCUCGCCGAUUUCCGGUGGCUUUUCCAACGGUUUUGCUGGUUGGGCUGCGUCGCUUGUUGACACGCUCGAUACUUUGUUAAUCAUGGGGAUGAAGGAUGAGUUUGAGGAGGCUCUCAAUGCGCUUGAGAAGAUCGAUUUUAGCACGACUAGCGAUCAAUACAUUAACGUCUUCGAGACUACGAUUCGCUAUAUGGGUGGAUUUAUGGCGGCGUACGAUUUGUCGGAUGGGAAAUACCCGAUUCUUUUGAAGAAAGCGCAGGAGGUGGGAGAUCUUGUAUAUGGUGCUUUUGACACCCCGAACAGAAUGCAGAUCUCUCGGUGGGACUGGAAGAAGUCUUUGCGAGGAGAUACAAUUCUUCCCGCUAGGAAUACCUUGCUUGCAGAAGUUGGGUCUUUGUGCCUGGAAUUCACCCGGCUGACUCAGCUAACUGGCGAUCCCAAAUACUUCGACGCUAUUCAACGCGUCACUGAUGAAUUAGAAAAGGCCCAGAGUAAUACCGCGGUCCCGGGUCUGUGGCCAAUGCUUGUUGAUCUGGAAAACCUCAUAUUUAGCAACAAGCAAUUCACACUAGGUGGCAUGGCUGACUCUACAUACGAGUAUCUUCCGAAAGAGCACCUUCUUCUCGGAGAUCGGACCAAGCAGUAUCAGCGUAUGUAUGAGGACACGGUUGACCCUAUCAAGAAGCAUCUGUUAUUCCGCCCCAUGACCAAGAAUGGAGAGGACAUUUUGUUUAGCGGUUCCUAUCAUGGAACCACCUUGGAUGCCGAAGCUCAGCAUCUUACUUGCUUUGUCGGAGGAAUGUUUGGUCUAGGCGGAAAGGCCUUCGACCGUCCAGCAGACCUCGCCAUUGCCCGCAAACUGGUUGAUGGGUGCAUUUGGGCCUAUGAUUCAAUGGCGACCGGAUUAAUGCCUGAAAUCUUUUUUACGAGCGUUUGCGAUGAUCUUGACUACUGUCCCUGGGAUGAGAAGAAGUGGUUGUCGGGUGUCCGGAUGCACAACCACGUUUCAGAAACAGAUGAUGAAUCGGUCCUGGAGCAGGCCGAGAAGAUGGGUCUUCCUCCCGGAAUUAUACGGGUGUCGGACCCAAAGUACAUUCUACGACCCGAAGCUAUCGAGUCCGUAUUCAUCAUGUAUCGCAUCACCGGCGACAAAAAGCUCCAGGACGCCGCGUGGCGCAUGUUCACCAGCAUCGAAAAGAUGACGCGCACAGAGAUUGCGCACGCCAGCAUUGAAGACGUGCGCUUUACCGAUACGCACAAAACCGACAAGAUGGAGAGUUUUUGGAUGGCGGAAACGCUCAAGUAUUUCUAUCUCAUCUUUUCUGAACCGGGUCUAGUUAGUUUGGAUGAUUACGUGCUCAAUACCGAAGCACAUCCCUUUAGGCGCCCGGUCGCCUAAGCUAUCUCUAAGAUAUUUAUCUAUCUAAUUGUUUGUAUGACAAGCUGGUAGACAUAGAAUCACCAAAUCAUCACAUGCAGUGGACAUGUGACACCGUGCUGACUACUGACUAUGCAAUCUACCUAUAAGUUAACUAGUUAUACGUAUAAGAGCACGUGCAUUUAGAAAUUACCAGUUGAAAUGCACAUAUGUAGUAUGGCAGAUUUACUACAAAGUCUGAACAGUAUGAAUUUUAUGUAGUUCAAUCCCAAAAAAAAAUCCAUCUUUCU